Molecule: messenger RNA, 1963 nt
Organism: Aspergillus campestris IBT 28561
Lineage: Eukaryota; Fungi; Ascomycota; Eurotiomycetes; Eurotiales; Aspergillaceae
Product: aldehyde dehydrogenase family protein
Exons: 3
Coding region: 77-1963 (628 amino acids)
Molecular function (GO): aldehyde dehydrogenase (NAD+) activity
Source: RefSeq, a predicted model, not a curated record
CCCAAAUCCCCUUCACUGGGCGACAACAGACAAACCAUUCAACUACGCGCUCCCGCGGCGUCACCCCCACGACACAAUGGACGCCCUAACACCCUACAUCCCACCAGCCGCUCUCCCCCUCCUCGACGCGCUCCGCGCGCAAACACACCUCGUCGGCAUCUCGCUCCUCUCGCUCAGCGCCGUCUACCUAGGCUAUAUAUUCGUGCUAAAAGGACGCAAUGAAGCUGCCGUCGCGUUUAAUGUGCCGCUGCCGGCGGAGGUGCGGGCUAAUUGGCCGGGAAGGAGCUGGGAGGAUGCUCAGGGGGAGGAGAAGGCUGUUUUGGAGGGGCAGGUUCGGGGGCAAUGGAACGAUAAGCUGAUUAUGAGCUACUGCCCCGCCGAUGGUCGCAUCUUGGGCAAGGGUAUCAAACCUGCGACUCCCGACGACGUCAAUCGAGCGGUUCAGGCUGCGAAGAAUGCGCAGGGGGAAUGGGCUCGGACGACUUUUGGGGAGAGGAGGAAGGUGUUGAAUACGUUGCUGAAAUACGUUUUGGAACACCAGGAUCAACUCGCGGCCGCUUGCUGUCUCGACUCUGGCAAGACCAAGGUUGACGCAUCAUUCGGCGAGAUCCUCGUCACGGCGGAGAAACUCAAAUGGACCAUCGACCACGGCGAAAAAGCCCUGACGCCCAAUCGACGCCCCACCAACUUCCUCAUGAUGUACAAGAAGAACAUGGUCACCUAUGAGCCUCUGGGCGUCGUCUCCGCCUGCGUGUCGUGGAACUACCCCUUCCACAACUUCAUCUCGCCCAUCAUCAGCGCCCUGUUCUCCGGCAACGCCAUCGUCAUGAAGCCCUCCGAGCAGACGGCGUGGUCCUCCGCCUUCUUCCUGGAUGUCGCCCGCGGCGCCCUAUCAGCCUGCGGCCACUCCCGCGACCUCGUCCAGAGCGUCGUCUGCCUGCCCGCCGUCGCCGACGUCCUGACCUCGCACCCGGACAUCUCCCAGCUCACCUUUAUCGGAUCCCGCCCCGUCGCGCACAAAGUCUGCGAGUCCGCCGCCAAGUCCCUCACCCCAGUCACCGUGGAACUAGGCGGCAAAGACCCAGCCGUCAUCCUCGACGACGCGCGCACUGUCAACGAAGUCACCUCCAUCGCGUCCAUGAUGAUGCGCGGCGUGUUCCAAUCCGCCGGCCAGAACUGCAUCGGCGUCGAGCGCAUCAUCGCCCUCCCCAACAUCUACGACAAACUCCUCUCCAUCGUCUCCGCACGCAUCCCCACCCUCCGUCUCGGCUCCAUCCUCCUCGACCCCAGCGCCCCCGACAUCGGCGCCCUAAUCUCCCCCGCCGGCUUCUCCCGCCUCGAAUCCCUCAUCGCCGACGCCGUCAACAACGGAGCCCGCCUCAUCCACGGCGGCAAGCGCCACUCCCACCCCAAAUACCCGCACGGGCACUACUUCACCCCGACCCUCCUCGCAGACGUCACCCCCGACAUGGCCAUCGCGCAAAACGAAACCUUCGCCCCCGUCUUCCUCCUCAUGCGCGCCUCCUCCGUGCCCCACGCCAUCUCCAUCGCCAACUCAACACCCUACGCCCUCGGCGCCUCCGUCUUCGGCUACCACGCCCCCUCCGUAUCCGCCUGCGUCUCCUCCAUCCACUCCGGCAUGGUCUCCAUCAACGACUUCGCCACCUACUACGCCGUGCAGCUCCCCUUCGGCGGAGUGAAAGGGUCCGGCUACGGCCGCUUCGGCGGCGAAGAGGGCCUGCGCGGCCUGUGCAAUCUCAAGGCGAUUUGCGUGGACCGGUUCCCGAAGUUGGUCGCGACGAGGAUCCCGCCGCGGCUGGAUUAUCCGAUCAGUACCGGGGAGGAUUAUAGGAGGAAUGGCGGGGGCGCUUGGGAGACUUGUAAGGGGAUUGUGGAGACGGGGUAUCAGAUAAGCUUUGGGGGGUGGGUGAGGGGAGUUGUGCGGUUGUUGAGCAAUAUGUAG